GGUGUAAAGGCCCAGAUCGCGUCUCCGCGCCAUUUUCAAACUGCGGACGGAAGCGCCGGGGCCGGUGGCUGGAGCGGAAGGAGCCCGCGAGGGAGGCGACCAAGGAGCGCGAUGCGGCCGCAGGCGGAGGGACUGUAAUUUUUGGAAGUGAGUAAAACUGGUUUUGGAAGCCAAGAUGACAACAGCUGCAGAAAGGAAGUAUGUGAAUAUUAGGAAGAGAUUGGAUCAGCUGGGAUACCGUCAGACUCUGACGGUCGAGUGUUUACCUUUGGUAGAAAAGCUAUUCAGUGACUUGGUUCAUACGACAGAAAGCCUUCGACAAUCAAAAUUAUCUUCUGUGAAAGCUGAAAAGGAAAGUGCCAAUUUUGAUUUUGUUUUAGAACCCUAUAAACUUGAAAAUGCAAGACUGAGUAAAGAAAAUAAUGAAUUAUACCUGGAGUUAAUGAAACUGAGAGAGUGCUCAGAACAAAAUACUAAAGAGUUGAAAACUACAUUGAAGAAGUGUGCACGUGAAACAGCAGAUCUGAAAUUUCUGAAUAACCAGUAUGUACACAAACUCAGAGUUUUGGAGAAAGAGAGCAAAGCUAAAAAUGAAAAGAUCCAGCAACUUCAAGAAAAGAAUUUACAUGCUGUGGUACAAACUCCAGGUGGCAAGAAAAGAAACAUUGCGUUCCGACGCCAGCGAAUGCAAAUCGAUGAGCCAGCUCCUCCCUCUGAAGUCAGCUCUUAUCCAGUUCCACAGCCGGAUGACCCUUACAUUGCAGACCUACUGCAAGUGGCUGAUAACAGGAUCCAAGAACUUCAGCAGGAGGUCCACCAGCUACAAGAAAAGCUAGCAGUGAUGGAAAGCGGUGUGAAAGAUUACAGCAAGCAGAUCGAGCUGCGAGAGCGAGAGAUCGAGCGACUGUCAGUUGCUGUGGAUGGUGGCCGCUCCCCGGAUGUCUUGGCUCUGGAGACUAGAAAUAAAACCAAUGAAAAGCUGAUUGCUCACUUAAAUGUGCAGGUUGACUUUCUUCAGCAAGCUAAUAAAGACCUGGAGAAGCAUAUUCAAGAGCUUAUGGAAACCAAGGAAACAGUGGCAACUGAAGUAGUUAAUUUAAGUAACAAAAAUGAAAAACUCUGCCAAGAAUUAACUGAAAUAGACCACUUAGCACAGCAACUAGAAAGACAUAAAGAAGAAGUACUUGAGACAGCUGAUAAAGAACUUGGGGAAGCAAAGAAAGAGAUCAAAAGAAACCUCUGUGAAAUGCGGAAUCUUGAAGAAACAAUGGCAAAACUUCAGCUGGAAUUAGACCUAUGCCAUAAGGAAAAAGAGAGACUAAGCGAUGAACUUCUUCUAAAAUCAGACCUGGAAACUGUUGUUCAUCAGCUUGAACAAGAAAAGCAAAGACUUACCAAAAAAAUGGAAAAUUUUUCAAUGACAGAAAGAGAACUUACUUUGGAAGUUGAGAGGAUGAGGCUAGAACAUGGAAUAAAACGUCGAGACAAGUUACCUUCUCGUUUAGAUACAUUUCUCAAAGGUAUAGAAGAAGAACGAGAUUAUUAUAAGAAAGAGCUAGAAAGACUCCAACAUAUCAUACAGAAAAGAUCUUACGCUAUAAAUUAUUGUGCACAUGAAAAAUCUUCAGUAUGUAGAACAUCAGAAAAGGGUGAUUACAAUUCAGAAAUUCAUGUGGUCACAAGAGAAAGAGAUGAACUUCAGCGUAUGCUAGAGAGAUUUGAAAAAUAUAUGGAAGAUAUACAGUGCAAUGUUAAGUUAUUGACAGCAGAAAGAGAUAAACUAAGUGUCUUAUAUAAUGAAGCUCAGGAAGAAUUAUGUGCACUAAGGCAGGAAUCAACGCACACCACCAUCCCCAGUAGUCUCAUUAAUAUUAUGGAAAAGGAAAAAGAACUUGCCUUAUCUGACUUAAGAAGAAUUAUGGCAGAAAAGGAUGAUUUAAGAGAAAAGUUAAAAAAUAUCGAGGAAAUGAAUGCUUUUGGCAAAUCAGAAUUAGAGAAAACUAUUGAACAUUUGACAUGUGUUAAUCAUAAGCUUGAAAGUGAAAAAUAUGAAUUGCAAUCUAAAGUAUUAAUAAUGAAAGAAACAAUAGAGUCACUAGAGAACAAAUCAAAACUCCAAGCUCAAAAGCUUAGCCAUGUGACGGGUGACUCGUCCCAACAGAAAACAGAGAUGAACUCGCUUAGGAUGGUGAAUGAGCAGCUCCAGAGGUCGCUUGAUGACUGUCAGCACCGACUGACCACAAAAAGGGGUGAACUUGAAUCCGCCCAGGAAAAAAUUAAAAUGCUAGAGGAAAAAAUAGAUGAGCUAAACCUUAAGAUGACAUCACAGAAUGAAGAGGCUCAUGUGAUGAAAAAGACUAUUGGUGUUAUUGAUAAAGAGAAAGAUUUCCUCCAGGAGGCUGUAGAUGAUAAAACAGAGAAGAUUGCAAGCUUGCAAGAAGUCCUGGCCAGUAAAGAAAAAGCUGUUGCUCAGAUGAAGAUAACUGUCUCUGAGUAUGAAUUAUCUCUGACCCAACUAAAGGAAACAUUGAGUAAUCGAGACCGGGAAAUAAGCAGCCUCCGGCGUCAGCUUGAUGGAACUCUCAAAGAACUUGAUGAAGUAGGAAAGUCUAGAGAAGUAUCUUUCAAGGAAAACAGAAGACUACAAGAUGAUCUAGCUACAAUGGCAAGAGAAAAUCAGGAAAUCUCCUUGGAACUGGAGGCUGCAGUGCAUGAAAAAGAAGAAAUGAAGAGUAGGGUUCAUAAUUACAUAACUGAGGUGUCCCGAUGGGAGAGCUUAAUGGCUGCUAAGGAACAAGAAAAUCAAGAUUUAUUAGAUAGAUUUCAGAUGCUUCAUAACUGUGCUGAAGACUGGGAGAUCAAAGCCCAUCAAGCAGAAGGAGAAAGCAGCUCAGUUCGUCUGGAACUUCUUUCUAUUGACACAGAGAGAAGACACCUUCGAGAAAGAGUGGAUCUACUAGAAAAAGAAAUUCAGGAGCAUAUAAAUGCACACCAUGCUUAUGAAUCUCAGAUCUCAUCGAUGGCGAAAGCCAUGGCUAGAUUAGAAGAAGAGCUGAGACGUCAAGAAGAGGAGAAAGCAACAGUGCUAAGUGACUUGUCUUCUCUUAGAGAACUUUGCAUUAAGCUUGAUUCAGGCAAAGAUGUUAUGACCCAACAAUUGAAUUCUAAAAACCUUGAGCUGGAGAGGGCUCUGGUAGAAUUAGAAAAUGUAAAAUCAGAAUCAGAACUGUUAAGAAAACAACUGUCAAGUGAGAGAUACACAAUUAAAAAUCUUGAAUCAUUGUUGGCUACAAAUAGAGAUAAAGAAUUUCAUUCUCAUUUAACCUCCCACGAGAAGGAUACAGAAAUUCAGCUACUUAAGGACAAGUUAACCCUUUCAGAAAGCAAAGUAACUAGUCAAAGCCGGGAAAACACCAUGCUUCGAAAUAAAGUGGGACAGUUACAGACAGAUUAUGAUACUCUAAAAAGGCAAAUUUCAACAGAGAGAUAUGAACGAGAAAGAGCAGUCCAAGAGCUGCGUCGGCAUGGCCUUCCUACGUCACCCCUUAGCUCCACUCUGAAGUCUCCUUCACAUUCUCCAGAGCGUAAAGUAGAAGUCCUGCACAUGGAAGAUAAUUAACAUUUCCUCGAUAACUCGGAGCCCUCUUCAAUAAUAGUUUGCCAUGAAUUCCUAUAUGGAUUUUUUUCAAAAGAGCACAACAGUACUGAACGAUUUGAAGUAUUCAUUCCUGAAAAUCAUGAACAUGGACACAGAUUCUACCUCUAUCAACUUUUAUUUAAAUCAGUGAAUAUUUAUGUAAACAUUUUUGGUUUAAAAGAAUUGUAUCUAAGUGUAUAUUUUCAUAUAUGACAGAACAGAUAUGUAUUAAUAGUGCUUAACUGAUGUGAUAUUUGUAUUUUGUUGUUCUUAAAUUCUUAAAAUGUAUUUAUAUUGUGAAUUAAUUUAUUCACGUUAUGCUUCCGUAAUCUGUUUCCUAAUGAGCCGUGAUAAAUGUAUGUACAUAUUCUUACAAUGCUUCUUUUUAACGUGUUUUCAGUUUCCAUGCCUGUGUUUGUAACCCAUAUUAUAAUCUGUUCACAAAGAAAUACCACCUUAGAUGCUGCGCAUCAUGCUUUCUUUUAAAUGCAAAAUCAGUUAUUCACGGAUUUGCUGUCCAUCAUCAAGGGGAAUAUAUUCAAGUCUAGUCAGUCUCAGAGGUCUUGAUAAAAAAAUUGUUGCCAUGUGUAGUUAAUUCUUGCCACCUAGAAAAACUGCUGAGCAAGAUACCCUUAUCUGUGCCGCAUCAUGGUGACUGUUACCUGGGCUUGUCACAUAAUACAGGGCCUAUGAAUGCAGACUACAUGUCAUAUUUAGAGUUUUGUAUAAUGUAGAGCAUAAGUUUGGGGCAAUUUUUUCAGUAAAUAAAAUUUUUCAGUGUAUUAGUCUAAAAUUUCUAGCUAUAAAGUAUAUGAGAUAAACGUAAAUCAUUUUGGUAUAAUUCUAAUAUACAUCAAGCCACAUCAAUUUCUGCACCUGUAUGUUAUAACUUGUCUUCAGAAUACUAUGCAGUCACUUACCCCAGAUAUAAGUUGAAAAUAGCUCUUUACAAUUCAUUUUCAAAGUUGUAAGUUU
Messenger RNA from Octodon degus (degu), 4612 nucleotides. It is a transcript of the gene Cep135, whose product is annotated as centrosomal protein 135. The transcript has 27 exons. The record is from RefSeq and is a predicted model, not a curated record. The coding region runs from base 176 to 3619 and encodes 1147 amino acids. NCBI's taxonomy places the organism in Eukaryota, Metazoa, Chordata, Mammalia, Rodentia, Octodontidae.